Messenger RNA from Zonotrichia leucophrys gambelii, 6653 nucleotides. It is a transcript of the gene GPR179, whose product is annotated as G protein-coupled receptor 179. Gene Ontology annotation, cellular component: membrane. The coding region runs from base 162 to 6044 and encodes 1960 amino acids. Gene Ontology annotation, molecular function: G protein-coupled receptor activity. The transcript is spliced from 12 exons. Gene Ontology annotation, biological process: G protein-coupled receptor signaling pathway. NCBI's taxonomy places the organism in Eukaryota, Metazoa, Chordata, Aves, Passeriformes, Passerellidae. The record is from RefSeq and is a predicted model, not a curated record.
CUGAACACGGUUUGGAGCCGGUGACGUCUGCUCCGGCAUCGCCGAGGGAGAAGAACGGGCGGCAGAGCGCGGGGCGGGCUCCGGGCGGCUCGGGGUCCCUGCCCGCCAUGCGCCGGCCGGGGGGCCCGCCGGGGGCCGGGGGGCUCCGCUGAGCCCCGGCCAUGGGGCCGCGCCGCUGGCCGCUGCUCUGGGGCUUGCGCGCCGUGCUGGUGCAGGUGGCCGUGCUCACGGCGGGGCAGCGCCCGCAGGAGAGACCCCCGGGAUGGUCCCCGGCCCCCUCAUCCCCGUGGGCGCCCACCGCGGAGCCGGCAGCGCCGGCGGACGGCGAGGGCUCGGCGGCGGCGCUGGCGUUCCUGCGCACGGGCGACGCCGAGCGCCUGGCCCGGGCCAACUGCAGCGGCGGUGUCGCGGCGGGGGCCGCCGGGCCCGGGCCCCCCCCGGCGCUGCGGGCAGCCCUGCGAGCCGCCCCCGAGGCGCUGGCCCACGCCGCCAACUUCCUCAACAUGCUCUUCCAGACCAACGACAUCCGCGAGGCCAGCGUGGCCGAGGACGUGGAGUGGUACCAGGCGCUGGUGCGCAGCCUGGCCGAGGGGCACCCGUGGGUGCGCAGGGCGGUGCUGGCCCUGGACGCCCACCCGCUGGCCCCCAAGCCGCGGCUGAUGCUGCAGGCCACCAAGGGGGACGGGCAGAUCCUGCUGCAGGACGUGUCCGGCGCCGCUCCCAGCCUGGGCAACCUCAGCUGGGACAACGAGUGGUUCAACGCGCUCAAGUCGCAGCGGGCGCCGGCGCUCCGCAAGCGGGUGCUCAGCAAUGACCUGCGCAGCCUGGAGACCCCCAAGUGGCAGCGGGGCGACAGCUACGUGGGGGACGCGGGCCACGUGCGCUGGUCCCCGCCGUUCCUGGAGUGCCGCGAGGGCCGCUUCCUGCCCGCCUGGGCCGUCACGCUCUCCGCCGCCUUCUACGGCCUCAAGCCCGACCUCAGCCCGGAGUUCAAGGGGGUCGUGCGGGUGGACGUGGAGCUGCGGGACGUGGCCAUCGACCAGUGCUCCAGCGGGCCGGGCUGGUUCUCGGACACGCAUCGCUGUGACCUCAACAGCACCCAGUGUGUCCCCCAGGAGAGCCGCGGCUUCGUCCUCGGGAGGUACCUGUGCAGGUGCAAGCCGGGUUUCUAUGGGACUGAUGGAGUGGCCAGCGGUGCCUGGGCAGGCGUGGCAGGGACAGACGGGGGGUCCCGGCUGGGGUGCCGGCCGUGCCGCCCGGGCUGUGCCACCUGCGAGGACGACACGCCCUGCCUGAUCCAGGAGGACCAGGUGCUGCGGGCAGCGGUGCUGUCGUGCCAGGCCUGCUGCAUGCUGGCCAUCUUCCUCAGCAUGCUCGUGUCCUACCACUUCCGACGGAGCAAGAGGAUCCGCACAUCGGGAAUCAUCCUGCUGGAGACCAUCCUCUUCGGCUCCCUCCUCCUCUACUUCCCUGUGUUCAUCCUGUACUUCAAGCCGAGCAUCUUCCGCUGCAUCGUCCUGCGCUGGGUGCGGAUGCUCGGCUUCGCCAUCGUCUAUGGCACCAUCACCCUCAAGCUCUACAGGGUGCUGAAGGUGUUCCUGUCGCGCUCGGCCCAGCGCGCUCCCUACGUGUCGAGCGGGCGGGUGCUGCGCAUGCUGGCGCCCAUCCUGCUGCUGGUGCUGUGGUUCCUGGCGGCCUGGACCAUCGGCAUGCUGGAGAACGCCCGCAAGAACAUCCCGCUGGUCAUCCGCGCCCAGACCAGCCGCGGCCUGCACUUCUCCAUCUGCGGCCACGACUGCUGGGAUUACAUGAUGGUCAUCGCCGAGAUGCUGUUCCUGCUGUGGGGCAGCUUCCUGUGCUACGCCACGCGCGCCGUGCCCUCGGCCUUCCACGAGCCCCGCUACAUGGGCAUCGCCCUGCACAACGAGCUCAUGGUCUCUGCCACCUUCCACGUGGUCAGGUUCCUGAUUGUCCCCUCGCUGCACCCGGACUGGACUCUGCUGCUCUUCUUCGCUCACACCCACGGCACCAUCACCAUGACCCUGGCCCUGCUCUUCAUCCCCAAGUUCCUGCACACAGGCUCGCCGCUGCGGGAGGAGAUCACGGCCGAGGUGUACGAGGACGAGCUGGACAUGCGGCGCUCGGGCUCCUGCAUGAACAGCAGCAUCGCGUCCGCCUGGAGCGAGCACAGUCUCGACCCCGAUGACAUUCGGGAGGAGCUGAAGAAGCUUUACCGACAGCUAGAGGUGCACAAGACGUGGCGGAUGGCGACCAACAACCCGCACCUGGCCAAGAAGCGCAGCUCCCGCCGCAGCCUCGCCCGCUCCAUCCUGCGCCGCAGCGGCGCCGAGCUGGCCGAGAGCGCGUCCCGCCGCAGCAGCGCCGGGGAGCGGCCGGGGACCCCGUCCCGCCGCGGCUCCUCGGCCAAGCGGCUCGUGGAUGCCGCCGGGCCCGGCCCGAGGAUGCGGGACGAGAGCUCCCGGCGCCGCUCCUCAGCCCUGCGCAAGUCCCGCAGCUCCGAGGGGCCCCCGCGGGAGCCCCGCCGAGGGUCGCGCACGCCCAGCCCGCCCCAGGAGCCUCCGCCGGCGGCCGUGACCGACCUGGAGCAAUCGGACAGCGACUCGCUGGACGCCGCCCCGCUCCUGUGCAAAUCGGCCAGCGCCCAGAACCUGGCGGGGCCCUGGCAGCGCCCCCCGGGCCGCGCCCCGCCGCUGCAGAAGUCGCACAGCGCUGUCACCGGGGCGCGGGACGCGGCGCUGCUGGCCGCCCGCAGGGCCACCCGCGAGCAGUGGCACGGCGGCCGCCACCUGUCCGCGCCCGCCCCGGGGGUCGCCAGCGGCACCGCGACGCCCCCGAGCCCCGCCGAGAGGGGCCCGCACGAGGGCGACGCCAAGGGACACAAGCAUGUCACCUACGCGCCCAUCAAGAGCGUCAGCGUGGACAGCGCCCACCCCGGCAGGAAGGUGCGGGUGACGGUGAAGAAAACGCCCCCUGCGCCCCCCGUGCGCUACCAGAGCCUGCAGCGCUCGGGGACGCUCGGGGACUGCGCGGAGCCACCCCCGGUGCCCCCGGGGCAGGCGGGAGAGGCGCAGGGGACAGGAGGGGAUGACCCGGAGCGCGCGUCCCCCCCGGCCGGGAAGGGCCGGCUGCCGGCCCCGAGCGCCAGCUCGGCGCACGUCUGUCCCUGGGAGCUGGUGCAGGACGAGAUCCUGGGCAGGAAACAAAGAGCGGCCGAGGCAGCGGAGUCGGGGAGCCCCGGGGACACAGCGGCCGCCACCCCCGGGCCCAAGCCGGCCCCCACGAAGAGUUUCCGGAGCCUGGGACUCGCCAUCAAAGCCCUCAACCGCUCCAGGGGGAAGAGCAUCCUGAAAGGGAAGAGCGAGGGGAGCCUCAGGAAGAGGGGGAGCAGCCGAAGGGAGAGGUCCGGCCCGGCAGAGGCCUCGGCCGCGUCCCUCGGCGGGGUCAGCCCCGAGGGGAGCGGGCAGAGCCUCGAGGUCCCCGCGCUGCAGCACAACAACAACGCCGCCACCGGCGGGGCAGGCGCGGGCUGGGGGGACAGCGGGACAGGAGGAGAACGGGACAGGCUGGCCGCGGGGACAGGCCAUGGGGACAGCGCGGCCGAGGAGCCCAGCGCUGCCCGGGGGGACGCGGGCACCGCUCUGGAGCCACCCAGCGCGGGCCACCAAGGAGCUGAACGCGCCCCGGAGGUGGCACGGGUACAGCCCCGGGAACGGGACCAGGCUCCGGCCGUGGAUCUGCGGGGGGACGUUCCUGCGGUCACAGCAGAGGAAGGGACACUGGAGGAGCCCGAGGGGACCAGCAGGUCCUUCCAGCCCAGGGAGCACCCGGAGGAGGAGCAGCCGCCUGCGAAGCCCACCCCGAGCAGCGUGCGCGGGGCGAGGCCGCCCGGAGGGCUCGGAACGCCGGCAGGAAGGGGAGCCUUGCUGCGCCAGGCCGCCAUCGCUCCCCGGGAGGACGGAGGGAGCCCAGAGAGCCCGGAGAAGGCGCUGGAAGAGCGGAGCAGCCAGCCCGAGCCCGAGCGGGGCCCUGGAAGGAGCUGGAGCGGCGCCGGGAGCGCACAGAGAGAGCUCGGUGCCGGGGGAACGCGGGGAGACCCCAGCCCCAAAGCAGGAACGUGCCCUGGGAAGGGCCGCAGUGAGGGGGAUUCUCAGCGCUCUCCGGGCAUGGAGAAACCACCAGGGCUGCCCAAAGAGGCCUCGGAGCAAGCGGAGGGCAGGAGGGCUGAGGUGUGCCCCUGGGAGAGCCGGGACCAGGGAAGGAGUGUCGGAGCAGAAAUCUGCCCCUGGGACACAGAGGGGGCUCCGCCGGAGCAGGGAGCCCCCGGAUCUGGAGAAGGUGUGGAGCAACCCCCAGCUCUGCCCAAACCCUCACCCCAGCAGGCUGGAACCAUGGAGAGCAAAAAGGCAAACAUCUGUCCCUGGGAGGUGGAGGAUGAGCCGCCCCCAAAGCCGGAGAUCUGCCCCUGGGAAGAGGCUGCAGCUCCGUCGGGGGAGGAGAGGUUGGGGCAGGACACGCGUGGCGCUCCCAAAGGGGAAGAAAAAGUAGGAUCCAGAGCACCAGAAAAGGGAAAGCAGCCCCCAGCCAAAGCCCUGCCCAAAUCUCCUUCAGGGAGACCCCAGAGCUCAGAGAAGGCAGAGAUCUGUCCCUGGGAGUCUCAGGGCUCUAAAUCCAGUGACAAAGCCGAAAUCUGUCCCUGGGAGGUGGCUGAGCCUCAGCUGGAGAAGGGAACAGCCCCAGGUAAGGGUAAACUCCCAGGAAAAGAAACAUCUAAAGUUCUGGAGAAGGGAAGCAGAGACCGAGAGUCCAUCUGUCCUUGGGAAAGCCAAGACAUGGAGCAGCCCCAGGCCAAACCCCAGACUGGGAGCUCAGCACUGCCCAAAGCAGCCCCAGGGAAAUCCCAGAGCUCGGAGAAGGCAGAGAUCUGUCCUUGGGAGAGUCAGGACAUUGAAUCGAGCAGCAAAGCUGAGAUCUGUCCCUGGGAGGUGGCUGAGCCUCAGCUGGAGAAGGGAACAGGCCAAAGUAAGGGUAAACUCCCAGGAAAAGAAACAAGCAAAGCUCUGGAGAAAGGGAGCAGAGAGAGGGAAUCAAUCUGUCCUUGGGAGAGCCUGGACACAGAGCAGCCCCAGGCCAAACCCCAGACUGGGAGCUCAGCACUGCCCAAAGCAGCCCCAGGGAAAUCCCAGAGCUCAGAGAAGGCAGAGAUCUGUCCCUGGGAGAGUCAGGACAUUGAAUCGAGCAGCAAAGCUGAGAUCUGUCCCUGGGAGGUGGCUGAGCCUCAGCUGGAGAAGGGAACAGUCCCAGGUAAGGAGAAACUCCCAGGAAAAGAAACCAAAGCUCUGGAGAAGGGGAGCAGAGAGAGGGAAUCGAUCUGUCCCUGGGAGUCUCAGGACUCUAAAUCCAGUGAUAAAGCUGAAAUCUGUCCCUGGGAGGUGGCUGAGCCCCAGGAGAAAGGAACUGGCCCAGGUAAGAAGCUCCCACCAAGAGAAGCCUCCAAAGCUGUGGAGAAGAGCAGCAGAGACCGAGAGUCCAUCUGUCCAUGGGAGAGCCCGGACACAGCAGAGCUGUGCCUGAAAUCUGCAGUGGGGAAGGAGCCAUCCAAGAAAUCCGACAGCACGGAGAGCAGGAAAUCUGAGAUUUGCCCCUGGGAAGCAGCAGAGCCCCUUGGGUUGGAGGAGGCAAUCUCCCAGGCAGGUGUGCAGCCCCAGGCAGCCCAGAGAGGUUCCCCUGCAGGGACGGGACAGCCGGGGGCCGGCGCUGUGUCCCCAGCACUGCUGGAGAGAUCCAGGGGCAGAUGCCAGGGGGAGGCCGAGCACAAGCCCCUGCGCCGGCUCCUGCCCAGCACGCAGCGCCCGGGGGCGGGCGGCAGCCCCAGCCCCGGCGCGGGCCUGGCCGAGGUUUGUCCUUGGGAGGCUCCAGCAGCACCUGCCAAGCCCAGCUUGGGCGUGGGGAAAAGCUCGGAGGUGUGCCCGUGGGAGGAGGAGAGCACGGAGCCCCCCAGAGCCCGGGAUGGGGGCGGGCUGUGAGGGGAUCCCAGCACCGGGGCCUCCAUCCCUCCAUGGACCCGUCCCUCCGCUCAUCCAUCCCUCCAUGGACCCAUCCCUCCACUUCAUCCAUCCAUGGAUCCAUCCCUCCACUCAUCCAUCCCUCCAUGGACCCGUCCCUCCACUCAUCCAUCCCUCCAUGGAUCCGUCCCUCCAUGGAUCCAUCCCUCCACUCAUCCAUCCCUCCAUGGACCCAUCCCUCUGCUCAUCCAUCCCUCCAUGGAUCCAUCCAUCCACUCAUCCAUCCCUCCACUCAUCCAUCCCUCCAUGGACCCGUCCCUCCACUCAUCCAUCCCUCCAUGGACCCAUCCCUCCGCUCAUCCAUCCCUCCAUGGACCCAUCCCUCCGCUCAUCCAUCCCUCCAUGGAUCCAUCCCUCCACUCAUCCAUCCAUGGACCCAUGCCUCCGUCCUUUCCCUCCAUCCUGGAUCCACCUAUCCCACCCAUCCACCCAUGGAUCCAUCCCUAGAUCCAUCCUGAUCCCCCCUGCCCAGUCCCGGAGUUGGACUGGGGGGUCUGGGGGUUGUGAGGCUGAAGGUCCUGGUUGUGUAAUUUUGUGUAAAUACAGGAAAUAAAUGGAAUUGUCUAUGGA